AUGGGAUUGAAAACUGUCACAACUAAAUCAAGAAGACACUUAGAGUGUUUUUUAUUCACCUUUUUACUCCUCUUGGAGUAUGUGGUUAUUCUGGUGGGAGGAUUCGCACUCAAGAACUGCCAUGUCAGCAGGAACUCGGCGGUGUGUCAAAAAGAAAAACUCACUGCUGUUCCCCAAGACAUUCCCCAAACCGUCACCAGUUUUGAUUUAUCUGGAAACAAGCUUUCAAGCAUCAGACGGUGGGAUUUCUUUCAUGUACCUCACCUGAUCCAGCUGGACCUCAACAACAACCACAUUCAACAGGUAGACAGUUUUUCUUUCUCUAACUUGAACUCCCUCCAGAAGUUAAACUUAAACAACAACAAGCUUUCUAAGCUGGACACAAACCUCUUUAAUGGACUGAGGAACCUGACUGAACUGAGAAUCUCUCAUAAUGAGAUAAAAACUGUGUCUUCUGGCUCCUUCAAGUCUCUUACAAAUGCAAAUGUGAUCCUGCAGCAGCUGCCACAGCUGCAAGAGCUCAUCAUUAAACAGAACAAUCUGAUGUGUUUCUAUUCAUGGGAGCUAACAAACACAUCUGUCCAACUUCAUGCUCUGGAUAUAACUCUAAAUCCCUUUCAGGACUUCAAGGUCACUGCAGAUGUUUUCCCAAAUCUCCUUCGUUUCAGCAUCGGAUUUAACAUGAGUAAACCAUUAAAGUGGGACCUGAAGAAGACGGCUCUGCCACGAGUUUCCUCUCUGGACAUCAGCCAGCUCCACCUGACUCUCAGUGACAUGAAUUCCUUGUUUCAAGCUGUGAACCGGACACUGACCGUACUGAGGAUGAAUGCCAUGAAACAGAACCCAAACGCACUCAUCAACCUGUCAUGCUCCAUCCCAACCAUGUCUACGCUGCAGUUCCGACGAAACAAGUUGAAACGGAUCGAAGCCAGACUUUUAGAGCUGUGCACCAAUGUGACCGAGCUGGAUUUAGCAGACAAUGACAUUCAGUUUGUUUCAGAGGAUGCCUUCAAGGGCCUUCCAUGUCUGAAGACCUUGACUUUAAGUCAGAAUAAACUCUCCUCAGUUCCUUCUGCCAUCUGGAAUCUUCCAGGACUGUACAAGCUGGAUCUGAAGAUGAACAGGAUCAACACACUCCGAUGUCAAGAUUUCACCAAUCAGACAGAGCUCAGAAUUCUCUACCUCCAAAACAACUUCCUCUCAAAUCUGACAGAUUGUGUUUUUCAGGAUUUGGUUCGACUCAAACUUCUGAAACUGCAGAGCAAUAAAAUAGUCAAAUUAAACAAUGCUUUCAAACAACACCUGACAAAUCUGAGAGUCCUGUAUUUGAAUAACAAUCAUCUCACUGUGAUUGGAAAAGAAGAGUUCAAAGGUUUGCAUUCGCUUCAGAACUUAUCCUUGCAGGAAAAUCAUUUAGGGAACUUGAAUGAGGAGAGUUUUUCUGGAUUAACAAAUCUUACCCACAUGCUGAUAAUGAACAACAACAUUCAAAAGAAGGAUCUGGACUCUGGUGCUUUCAAUGCUCUAGUCAACCUAAAACUAUUGGGUUUAAGUAACAACCAUGUCCAGUACAAGAGUGAAAGUCGGUGUAAAGCCCCUUUCUCCCACCUGUCCUACCUGGAAGAGCUCUGGUUCUCUGAUCAGCGCUAUCACAGAAAGUCAUAUUUGCCUGUCAACUUCCUGCAGGGUUUGACAAACCUCCUGCACUUUGAUGCCAGGAGCACUCAGCUGGUCUCCCUGCACAAAGACACAUUCAACCAUACACCAAAGAUGGAAAAGCUUUUGAUCAGCUCCAAUGAUCUCCAAGCCCUCUCAGCAGAACUGUUUGCUCCAAUUCCAAACCUUAAGAGUCUCUACAUAUCCAGGACACAACUGCCCUCUCUGGAUUUCUUUAGAAAUGCCAACCUGAAGAAGCUGGAAUUCCUCCAGGCGAGAAAAAACCAGUACUCUGACAUCACCAAAGACGUGAUCUUGUCUCUGCCUGCACUGCGUUAUGUGGAUCUUCAGGGGAACACCUUCACCUGUGACUGCAACAACGCCGACUUCCUCCAGUGGAUCACAACCAGCAAUCAGACUCAGUUCUAUGAUGCUUAUAACUUUCUGUGCAGGAAUCCUCCAAGCUUUAAAAAUAAGAAGCUUCUUCACUUUGACCCGGCGUCCUGCAUGGUGGACACAGGUUUCAUCUGCUUUGUGUCAACCACAUGUUCCAUUGUCUGUCUCAUGGUGGCAUCCUUCAUUUUCCAUUUCAUGAGGUGGCAGCUGGUCUAUUCCUAUUACCUCUUUUUAGCUUGGGUUUAUGACUCAAAACAUAGAAACAAACAAUCGGCUGACCAGUACGACGCUUUCAUCUCCUACAACAACCACGACGAGCCCUGGGUGAUGGACGAACUGCUGCCAAAACUUGAGGGAGAGCAGGGAUGGAGGCUGUGUCUACACCAUCGAGACUUUGAACCAGGCAGACCGAUAUUAGACAACGUCACUGAUGCCAUCUAUGGAAGCAGGAAGACCAUCUGCAUCAUCAGCCGCAGAUACCUGGAGAGUGAGUGGUGCUCUAGAGAGAUUCAGGCAGCCAGCUUUCGUCUCUUUGACGACCAGAAGGAUGUUCUGAUCUUGGUCUUCCUGGAGGACAUUCCGCUCAAUCUGCUUUCUCCGUACCAUCGCAUGAGGAAGCUGCUGAAGAGGCAGACCUACCUGAGCUGGGCUCGAGCCCCAAACCCACAGGUGUUCUGGGAGAAGCUGAGGCGUGCAUUGCAAAGCGGAGAUGACCUGGAUGAAGACCGGUUCUGUCCGAGCUUGUUACAGAUACCCUGAUGGAGGGUUGAGGCCAUCGUUGUAAGUCUGUAUGUAGUUUGAGAAGUUUUCUUGUAAAAAAAAAAAA
This is a messenger RNA of Oryzias melastigma (Indian medaka), 2878 nucleotides long. RefSeq names its product toll-like receptor 22 (gene tlr22). The transcript is spliced from 4 exons. The record is from RefSeq and is a predicted model, not a curated record. Lineage: Eukaryota; Metazoa; Chordata; Actinopteri; Beloniformes; Adrianichthyidae. Gene Ontology annotation, biological process: inflammatory response; immune response; toll-like receptor signaling pathway. Bases 1 to 2811 code for a protein of 936 amino acids. Gene Ontology annotation, molecular function: protein binding; transmembrane signaling receptor activity. Gene Ontology annotation, cellular component: membrane.